This is a messenger RNA of Hibiscus syriacus, 1852 nucleotides long. RefSeq names its product cell division protein FtsZ homolog 2-1, chloroplastic-like. Lineage: Eukaryota; Viridiplantae; Streptophyta; Magnoliopsida; Malvales; Malvaceae. Gene Ontology annotation, molecular function: GTPase activity; GTP binding. The transcript is spliced from 8 exons. The record is from RefSeq and is a predicted model, not a curated record. Bases 201 to 1652 code for a protein of 483 amino acids. Gene Ontology annotation, biological process: chloroplast fission. Gene Ontology annotation, cellular component: chloroplast; cytoplasm.
UCCCAUUUCUCCCCAUUUGAGCUUCAGCACCCAAAUGCCUUUGGAGAACUUUGCUGUUUCUUGGUUCCUUCGAUUCUACAUAUCAUUCAGGUGUAAGAAAAUUUGACUGUGCAACUUGAAUUUCAAGUUAUUCAGGACUCUAAACUUUCCUGCUUGUCUAGUAGUUUAAGUAAAUUUGAUUUGUUAGUGUCUCCCCUAAAAUGGCGACUGCUAUAUCGCCUUAUUUUACACCAUCAGACAGUAGAUCAAUGGGGGUACUUAAUGUUCUUGGAGGGAGAGUGUUAAUGGAGAAUCCUCUAGGGAGAUUUAGCAGCCUUAGAAUAUGUGAUGGAAAAAGUGCAUUUUCAGGAGCCGGUCAAAGGACUGCCAUGCCAAAUUUUAGAUGUUCAACCAACCCUCACAGUGUCAAUCGGUAUCAAAAUAUGGACCCUUUUCUGAAUCUGCAUCAUGAAGUUCCAAUGCUUAGAGGUGAAGGGAACAAUACAAUAACCAGCCCGAGAAAGAAUAGCUCUAGUGGAAAUGUCAUUGAAAGCUUAGGAGACAUGUCCGGUUCAAGUAAUUAUAAUGAAGCUAAGAUCAAAGUUAUUGGUGUUGGGGGAGGUGGGUCAAAUGCUGUUAAUCGCAUGAUAGAAAGUGCAAUGAAGGGUGUUGAGUUCUGGAUUGUUAACACCGAUGUUCAAGCCCUGAAAAUGUCACCCGUCUUUCCUGAGCACCGAUUGCAAAUUGGUCAGGAACUAACUAGGGGUCUUGGUGCUGGUGGGAACCCAGAGAUUGGCAUGAAUGCUGCUAAAGAAAGCAAGGAGUCAGUAGAACAUGCUCUUUAUGGUACUGACAUGGUUUUUGUUACUGCUGGAAUGGGUGGUGGAACUGGAACUGGUGGAGCUCCUGUAAUUGCAGGGGUUGCAAAGUCAAUGGGUAUAUUAACUGUUGGUAUUGUCACUACCCCUUUUUCUUUUGAAGGAAGGAGGAGAGCUGUUCAAGCACAGGAAGGAAUUGCAGCUUUAAGAGAAAAUGUUGACACACUGAUUGUUAUUCCAAAUGACAAGUUGUUGACUGCAGUUUCCCCGUCUACUCCAGUAACAGAAGCGUUUAAUCUGGCUGAUGACAUUCUUCGACAAGGUGUUCGGGGUAUCUCCGAUAUAAUUACGCUUCCAGGGCUAGUCAAUGUGGAUUUCGCUGAUGUGCGAACUAUAAUGGCAAAUGCAGGUUCUUCACUGAUGGGGAUAGGAACUGCAACUGGAAAAACAAGGGCAAGAGAUGCUGCACUCAAUGCUAUCCAAUCACCUUUGUUAGAUAUUGGUAUAGAAAGGGCUACUGGAAUUGUCUGGAACAUAACUGGUGGAAGUGAUUUAACCUUGUUUGAGGUUAAUGCUGCAGCUGAGGUAAUAUAUGAUCUUGUCGAUCCGACUGCCAAUUUAAUAUUUGGAGCCGUGAUAGAUCCAUUGAUUAGUGGCCAAGUAAGUAUAACACUGAUUGCCACCGGAUUUAAACGUCAAGAAGAAAGUGAAGGGAGGUCGCUUCAGGUGAGUCAGGUAGCACAGGGAGAUGCUGGUGUUGGAAUUAACCGGUGGUCGUCUUUCAAUGAAGGUGGUUCAGUGGACAUCCCGGAGUUCCUGAAGAAGAAAGGACGUUCACGCUAUCCAAGAGUUUGAUUGUUUUUUUUUUUUUGCAGUGCCUCAGCUCUCAAACCAAUGUAGUUAUGCCUCACACUCAGAAUCCUGCCCCCCUUAGGAUAGAGUAGAGCUUGUGUUGAGUGCCAUGUUUCAAUAAAAGUAGCUUGUACAGAGUGCAUUUGGAGAGAAAGCAAAGAAGAGAUUGUUAAUAUUAUUAUUAUUAUUCGGUGUUCUUUAUA